Clupea harengus (Atlantic herring) is the source of this 2616-nucleotide messenger RNA. RefSeq names its product ST6 beta-galactosamide alpha-2,6-sialyltranferase 1 (gene st6gal1). Gene Ontology annotation, molecular function: beta-galactoside alpha-2,6-sialyltransferase activity. Gene Ontology annotation, biological process: sialylation. NCBI's taxonomy places the organism in Eukaryota, Metazoa, Chordata, Actinopteri, Clupeiformes, Clupeidae. Gene Ontology annotation, cellular component: Golgi apparatus. The record is from RefSeq and is a predicted model, not a curated record.
GUGCAUUGGUAUAACAAUAGGUAUGGUCAUUAAAUUAGUAGAUGAUCGAUUAUUAGACGAUUUUACGUCUUAGAUGAUUAGACGAUUUCUUCAUAUUGAACACAGGGAGACUGUCAUAGACUCAGAGAUGGUGCGACAACUGACCGUUUUGGAAUGACUUCACCUCCCUUUUGAUGCAGUAUGCCACAUAAAAUAUGCAUUUAUCCAACAGAUACACAUCAUGUGAGUCUACAUUCAUGCCACAAAAUGAAGUGGUAUGUGGCAACUGCACAAAAACGUGAGAUGCGGGUCAUCGGAGAGAUACAUUAAGCAUGGUGCUGGGGGAUGCGAAGUGUAAUAUAUGCCGUUGUUGUAGAGCCAUUCGUUUUCUGUCGGUUUGUAUGGGAAUCUAAAAUCGCAUGUUCUGGUCCUUAAAAUGCAACAUUAGAUUAUUUUGAAAUGAAUCAUUUAAAUGUGUUAUUGGAGUAAACGCUGUUACUGUAGGUUAUGCUUACUUGUAAAUGUUUCCUAUUAAUCCAAAAGAAAAGGUUUAAUCGCUUCUGAGAAAAUGCCGCCUAACGGAUUUAUUUGUAUUCUAUCCUGAAGUGCGCAUAGGGGGCGCCUUUUCGUGAUAAAAAUGGAACACGAGCCUGGCGUUGACUUCCCACGAAUUUGACUGAGCUGAGCCAUGGUAUUACAGAGACAGUAUUAAUGAACACAUUCGCAUACACAUACAAUUAGGCUGUGUUUUUGUCGGCGGCGGGGAAGACACAAAUGCAUCUGAACGAGUAGGAUACGCCUAUGCUGCAUCUGUUACAGAUGCGCACCAGCUGCUUGUAGAUGCAGAUAACAUUGCAUUUUGACGCAGUCUCUGUUCAUUUUCCGAUAUCUCUCAAAGACGAAUACGACGGAUAUUAAUCAACUGUAAUUGUCAAUGACUCUGCUAGUUGGACAAAUCACGAUGCUAGGAGGAUAAGUAAUAAAUAUGGCGGCUUUUGGCGUGUGAUAUUAUAAACAUAAUAAAACAACAGCCUCGACCUCAUCAGCCUACAUCGUGUAUAAAAUGGAGUUGGGAAUUGCUGAGUAGCAAGAGUGCACGCAACGUGAUCAUGGGGUAUAAGAUCACAGGAGCGGGGAUGGACCGCGUGAGUCAGCUGUGGCGACUGCGGCGUCGUGCCCGCAGAGGGGCGCUGUGCAUGGCACUCUUCUGCAUGAGCAUGGCAGUUCUCUACACACUGUGUGCCGAAAACAGCGUGCCCGUCACGGACGCCAUCUUCGGGGAACGGGCGAGGACCCGUGCUCAGCCAAGGACACAUUCUCUUGUUAAGGUGUUGCGAGGUGGUGCGUCAAAGCCAAUCUACGUUGACCUGCAAAAGCUCCCUGGGGUGAUCCCUGGCGACCCGCGCCGGCCCAUUCCCGUGCUCUCCUCCCUCAACCAUUCCCUGGAGACAGACCACCGGGACCAUCGCCUGAGGCCCAAGGAUCGCAAGCCCCACGGCGGCUUUAUGUCCUGGCUCCCACGACCCUUAACCCGCGCCAUAGAGACCCUCUUCGGAGGCCGGCGCAAGGGAGAGCUGAGCGGCGCCGGAUCGGACACAGAGUUCUUCGGGCCCAACGGCACCCUGGGAGAAGUGUGGGAUGAUGAGAUGUCAAGCACCAUGCUGGGGAAGAGGCUGAGGAAGGUGGUGCAGAACUAUCAGGCGAUGAAUAAGUAUGGGGUGCAGUUCCCUGACGUGGGGGCUGCAGCCCGUCACCCUAAGCGGUCCGGCCCUGAGCUGCUGUGUCAGCUGAAGGACACCGUCUCCAUCACCACUCUCACCCCCGAAAUGGAGCCCUUCGUCCGGUUCCCCUGGGCCACUCAGCUUCCUCCCCGACACCUGAGCAUGGACAUCGGGCCGUUCAAGACCUGCGCAGUGGUGUCGUCGGCAGGAUCCAUGAAGAACUCUGGAUUAGGCAAAGAGAUAGAUGCCCAUGAUGCUGUGGUGCGGUUCAAUGCUGCACCCACAACUGGUUUUGAGAAAGAUGUGGGCUCCAAAACAACCAUUCGCCUCAUAAACUCCCAGGUGAUGGCAUCGGAUGACCACCGCUUUCUCUCCAGUUCUUUAUACAGCAAUGGCAUCUUAGUGGGCUGGGACCCGGCUCCCUACUCUUCAGACUUGAAUGAGUGGUACAACAAGACAGAUUAUCCCAUCUUCCUGCAAUAUCAGCGGUACCGUCGCUUGCACCCUCAACAGCCGUUCUACAUUCUACACCCACGGGUCGAGUGGCAGUUGUGGAAUCGGAUCCAGGAGAACAUGGCAGAACCCAUCCAGAAGAACCCACCCUCUUCUGGCCUGUUAGGCACAGUGCUGAUGAUGUCAUUGUGUGAGGUGGUGCAUGUGUAUGAGUUCCUGCCAUCGCGCCGCAAGACCGAGCUCUGCCACUACUACCAGCGUUUCAUCGACGCGGCGUGCACGCUCGGCGCUUACCACCCCCUCCUCUACGAGAAGAACCUGGUCAAGAGGAUGAACCAGGGGCUCGACCGGGAUAUCUACACCCACGGACGAGUCUCUCUGCCAGGUUUCAGCUCUUUUAACUGUACCCGUGGCCUCCCGUCUGCUAUGCACUGAAAAAUUUGAGGAAUGAAGAUCGACCACU